AUGGAAGGUUUUGGACUGCCCAUGAGCUUUGGUAAAAAAGCCAAAGCUGCUUCAUCAACGUUCAAAUCAAAAGUGGAAAGCUCCAAAAGAUCUGAACCCGCUCCACCUCCACCCGUAAUAUCUAAAAGUUCUGAGUCACAGGAACCUGGACCCUCAAAACUUCCUGCUGGUCCCGCUAAGCAGGAGGAGGACGAUGACGAUAUUGGACCAUUACCACCCACUACCUCUGAAGUCGGCGCCGGUACAGGAGCGAAGCGAAAAGCUGAUAAAGAGGCAGAUGAAGACGGGAGUGAUGAUGAGAGCGAAUACAGUGACGAGGAAGAGAUAGAUAGAACACCUGUCACCCAUGAGAUAGUACUGAAAGAUCAUACCAAGGUGCUAUCAGCUUUGGCGAUAGAUCCAUCAGGAGCUAGGGUCGCUACUGGGUCACAUGAUUAUGAUACGAAGAUCUGGGAUUUUGGCGGAAUGGAUUCUAGAUUGAGACCAUUCAAGAGUUUUGAAGCGAACGGGAAUUACCAUGUACAUGAUUUAUCUUAUUCUCAUGAUGGACACAAACUACUGGUUAUAUCGGGUACAUUGCAGCCGAAGGUGUAUACGAAAGACGGGGAAGAAGGGGUGGAAUACAACAAGGGAGAUGUCUAUCUACGUGACAUGAAAAAUACAAACGGCCACACAGCAGAAAUAAACGGUGGAUCGUUUCAUCCCACGGAUAAAACCCAAUUCCUGACCUGUUCCAAUGAUUCGACUCUGAGGAUAUGGGACGUUGAGAACAAACGAAAACAAAAGCAGGUGAUAGUGGUCAGAUCGAAAGAAAGAGGUGCGAGAACAAAGGUUACAUCGUGUGCUUGGAGUUGGGAUGGGAAGAUGAUAGCUGGAGCAUGUUUCGAUGGUACAUUGCAUAUAUGGAAUACUUCUUCGAAUUUCGCUAGACCCAAUUAUAGCAACGAAAAUGCCCACACUAAGAAUACUGAAACUACUGGUAUCGCUUUUGCUAGGGAUGGAUUCAGAGUAGUUACGAGGGGUGGUGACGACACUGUCAAAUUAUGGGAUAUAAGAUCAAUACGGAAACCGGUAGCCGUAGCUACAGGUUUAGACAAUCUUUAUCCCGAAACGAAUAUCAUCUUCUCUCCAGAUGAGAGAUCGAUAUUGACUGGUAUAGCAGCACCGAAAGGCCAGAAAGGUGCUUUGGUAUUUCUGAAUUCGGAGGAUCUCAAAGAGGAGAGGAGGAUAACGGUCGGUGACGGAAGUGUGGUCAGAGUAGCGUGGCAUUCACGUAUCAACCAAAUCUUCGCAUCACUAUCAACAGGGGCAUUACAUGUUCUUUACAAUCCUCAUUCUUCGAUUCGAGGUGCUUUACUUCCAUUAUCAAAGAUGCCUAAAACAGCUCCACGAGAUCCUUCGUUCUCUUCAGCCGAUUUGAAACCUGUCAUUUACACUCCAGACGCAUUACCAAUGUUCAAAGAUCAAGGACAUCGUGAAUCAUUGCAUCAAAAAGAAAAGAAAGCCAAGAAGAUGAAACCCAUGGAACCCGUGAGAGGUGCAGGUAGAGGUGGUAGAUUAGGCGCAAGUGAAAUGCAAGGUUUCGUACAAACUUUGUUCCCAUCAGAAUUACAAUUUGAAGAUCCAAGAGAAGCUUUACUCAAAUAUGCUGAAAAGACAGAUAAAGAUGAAGAGGAUGAGUGA
Messenger RNA from Kwoniella shivajii, 1683 nucleotides. RefSeq lists its product as uncharacterized. The record is from RefSeq and is a predicted model, not a curated record. Bases 1 to 1683 code for a protein of 560 amino acids. Gene Ontology annotation, molecular function: protein binding. NCBI's taxonomy places the organism in Eukaryota, Fungi, Basidiomycota, Tremellomycetes, Tremellales, Cryptococcaceae. Gene Ontology annotation, cellular component: nucleus; site of double-strand break. The transcript is spliced from 11 exons.